Ogataea angusta is the source of this 2973-nucleotide messenger RNA. RefSeq lists its product as uncharacterized. The coding region runs from base 1 to 2973 and encodes 990 amino acids. Gene Ontology annotation, molecular function: isoleucine-tRNA ligase activity; ATP binding; tRNA binding. The transcript has a single exon. NCBI's taxonomy places the organism in Eukaryota, Fungi, Ascomycota, Pichiomycetes, Pichiales, Pichiaceae. Gene Ontology annotation, biological process: isoleucyl-tRNA aminoacylation. The record is from RefSeq and is a predicted model, not a curated record. Gene Ontology annotation, cellular component: cytosol.
AUGCUCCAGCGGGUUUUUGUCCGCCAGAAGUCGUCGUUCUCGGCCACGAUUCGGCUGCCCCAGACGAAAUUUCCCGGCCGCACCGACCAGGACGCGGUGCAGACACAGCUGCUGCCGCAGGUCACCACGGAACUGUACGAUUGGAAUAACCGUCGCGAGGUGAAAAGUAUACAAGAGCUAUUUAUUUUGCACGACGGCCCUCCCUAUGCCAAUGGCGACCUGCACAUUGGCCAUGCUCUGAACAAAAUUCUCAAGGAUAUAAUUGUGCGAUUUGAGCUUCUGAACGGCAAGAAAGUGCACUAUCGUCCCGGCUGGGACUGCCACGGGCUGCCGAUCGAACUGAAGGCAUUGGAACAGAUCGCGCAGCACAAAAAGACGCGCAAGAAGGAGAUCAAACGAAAGCUCAAGACUGGGCCGAAUGCAGAGCUCGAGGCCGAGCUGGCCGCGCUCGACUCCAAGCUGAAACCGCUGGAGAUCAUCGAGCUGUGCAAAAAGCAUGCUCUCUCGACACAGCAGUCCCAAUCGGACCAAUUCCAGCGCAUGGGCAUCAUGGGAGACUUUGCUAAUCCCUACAGAACGCUAGACAAGGACUUUGUUGCGCGGCAGCUGCGUGUGUUCAAACGGCUGUUCGACAACAAUCUCAUCAAAAGACAGGAAAAGCCGGUCUACUGGGGGUGCGAGAACGCCACGGCCCUGGCCGAGGGAGAACUCGAGUACAACACGGCGCACCGCUCGACCGCGGUGUACGUCAAGUUCCCGUUGGAGCAGCCACCAGCGGCGUUGGGCCCCGAGCCCGUGUACGCGCUCAUAUGGACGUCGACGCCAUGGACGUUAGCCGCGAACCGGGCGAUCUCCGUCAACGAGAACAUGGCGUACACGACCGUGGAAUCAAGGGGCGAGCGGCUGAUUGUGGGGCAGAAACUGGUCGAUUCGCUGAGGAAGGUCGAUCCAGAACUGCGGGAGACUGGCGUGCAGAUUCCCGGCUCAGAACUGCUCCAUUGCCGCUACCGGAAUCCGCUGCUCUAUGGUAGCAGCCAGGACACGAGCCUUCCCAUUCUGCAUGGAGACCACGUGACAGACUCUGCCGGUACCGGUCUAGUUCACACGGCUCCCGGCCACGGACAGGACGACUACUUUGUGUGUCUAAAACACAAUAUCCAGCCGUACUCCCCCGUCAACGAGUACGGAAAGUACACGAGCGAGCUGCCGGACAACGACCUGCAGGAGUUUGUUGGUCUGCGAGUUCUCGGCGAAGGCACACAGAAAAUGGUGGCUAAAUUAGAGGAGCUACGGCUCUGCUACCAUCUGGACCAAAACUACACCCAUUCGUACCCAUACGACUGGCGGUCGAAAAAACCGAUUAUCAUCCGCUCCACGCCGCAAUGGUUCAUCGACGUGGGCAAGAUCAAGGCCGUCACCACCGAGCUGCUUGGUAAAAAUGUACAGUUCCUGCCGCCGCGCGGCUCGAACCGGCUGGUCUCGUUUAUCAACACGCGGAACGAGUGGUGCAUUUCCAGACAGCGCAGCUGGGGCGUUCCGAUCCCGGUGGUGUACCACAAGCAGACGGGCGAGCCGCUAAUCAACGACCUGGUGAUUGAGCGCAUCUCGCAGGUCAUUGCCGCAGAGGACGUCGAGAGCUGGUUUGGCGAGUCGUCGAUGGACAAAUGGAUCCCGGCCGAGUGCAACGUGGAUCCAAACGACUAUGUUCGCGGCACAGACACAAUGGACGUGUGGUUCGACUCCGGUUCGAGCUGGACUCUGGUGGAGCAGUUCUUGGAGUCCACGGGGCUGCUUCCGCAGGCGGUGGCUCGCGGAUAUCUGGCCGACGUGUAUCUGGAGGGCUCUGACCAGCACCGGGGCUGGUUCCAGUCGAGCGUGCUGACCAAGAUCGGCGCGACUCCGGCUGGCGAGCCUGCAGUGUUGCCGUACGGAAAAAUUGUCACGCACGGGUUCACGCUGGACGAAAAAGGAGACAAGAUGUCCAAGUCGCUCGGAAACACUAUUGUUCCGGUGGAUAUUGUUGAAGGAAACAAGGCGAAGAAAGUGCCUGGGCUGGGUAUUGACGGGCUGCGUCUCUGGGUGGCCCAGGCCGACUACACAUCGGAUAUGGCCGUGGGGCCGGUUAUUCUAAACAGAGUGGCCGACGUGGUGAAGAAACUGCGUUUCACUUUCCGGUUCCUGCUUGGAAACAUCGGCGACAUGGAGCAGACGGUUGACUAUGCCCAGCUGGACAGCAUGGACAGAUACAUUUUGUCGCGGCUGGCGUCCUUUGAGAAUAAGUCUCGUCAGUGCUACGAGGCACACAAUUACUCGAAAAUUAUCAAGGACAUGAACCAGCUAGUCAACGUGGACCUUUCUGCGCUGUACUUUGACAUCCGCAAGGAUCCUUUGUACACGGACUUUGCAGAUAGCCUGAAAAGACGCAGCACACAGACGGUGUUCGUGGAGGUGCUGAAGGUGCUGACGAGCGUGCUGGCUCCUAUUAUGCCGAUUAUGACUCAAGAGGCGUGGAACCACUCGCCAGAGUUGGUCACUGGGGGGUUGCGGUCGCCGUUUGUGCGCGGAUGGUACGAAGUGCCGCAACACUACCUCAACCCGGAACUAGAGGCCGAGAUGGACCAGCUGCUGAGACUGAAUCAUCAGAUCAAGACUGCAAUAGACAAGGCAUUGCGCGGCACAGACACCAUGAAAAUGGCCUCCGAAACCGAAAUUUAUGUGGACGUUGCUCCCGAGACUGCUCUGGGUGCUCUUGUUUCCAAGUAUGAGUCUCAGAUGACUGAGUAUUUGAUGGUGUCUAGAUUCCACCUGAAUACAGAAAGCUCAAAGGACGUCUUACUAGAGACCAAAGACGGCGACGUUUCUAUUGCAGUCGCGAGAACAGACCUUGGAAAAUGUCCUCGUUGCUGGCGGUACGCUGUGGAGGGUUCUGCCGAGCUGUGCCAUAGAUGCGCGCAGGUGGUAGCAUGUACAUAG